GAGCCUGGAGGCCGUGCGCGGGGUGCCCCGGUCGCGGGUCGUCCGGGCGGCGUUGUUCUGUUGGCGGUUGGACAACGAGGCGGCGUGGGAGGCUAGUGGCAGCCUGCUACGGACAGCGAACCCCCCGCGGCAGCGCGUGGAGUCAGUGCUGCGGGGGCUGGGGCCAGGCAAGAACACGGCGGCAGAGGAGCACAGAUCUUUCGUCGUCCCUGGAGUGGCCGGCGUGACGCGCGCGGAGCACAGUGUCAUCCUCAUGCGUCGCUGGGCGGCGUGCGAAAGUAAUUUGGGGAGCCCGCGCAGACUGGCGGGGCCUGGCCCCGGCAAACCAGGUUUGGAUAGCGUGCUCAGGGAGGUACCCCGUAUGUACGGCGUCGCCGAAUACACGUGCCUGUGCCUGGCCACGACGCUCGUCCUCGGCCGGCGCGUGAGGGACAACGCGGGGGCGCAGUGCUGGCCAGUUGGCCCCGGCGCUGGCACGGCGGCGCUCUUCCUGACCGGGGCGGAGGCGGCCGUGGCCCAGAGCAACGCGGUCUGGCCUUGGCAGCGCGACCGCCGCAACCUCAGGGCUGCGGUGGCGGCGGUCGCGGCGGAGCUGGGCAUUGCUUUCAUGGCCGCGCAGCAUAGCCUGUGCAAUUGGAUUUCAGAG
Molecule: messenger RNA, 646 nt
Organism: Prorocentrum cordatum
Lineage: Eukaryota; Dinophyceae; Prorocentrales; Prorocentraceae
Source: the annotation of a GenBank genome assembly